CAAAUUCUCUCUCCCAAUCCAAUCACUCAAAUUGAAAAAAAGGAAAAGAAAAAAAAAAAAAGAAGUCAUUGAUCCAAAUUCAUGAGCUUGAAGAAGAAGAAGAAGACCCCACCAUUGCAUGACACCAUGUAUGGUCUCUAGUGAGCAAGAAGCCAAAAGGAAAAGGCUUUAGAAAACACCAAGCCUUUGCCUUUGGACCUUUGGCUUUCUCUUUCUCUCUUUCUCUCUCUUUGGGAGAGGAAUUGGGUGGAAAGCUUUGAGCUUUUUGGUGUGGGUGGGGGUCUCUCUUUUAGGGAGGAAUUGGGGAGAAAAAGGGAGGAUGUUUUCGGGGCUGAUCCACAGGCAGGAAGCUUCGGAGGAGAUCCAUGGCCCCAGUCUCGUCCUCACGGCCGACCCCAAGCCCCGCCUCCGCUGGACUGCGGAUCUCCAUGAGCGUUUUGUUGACGCUGUUGCGCAGCUUGGAGGCCCCGAAAAGGCGACCCCUAAGACUAUAAUGCGGACAAUGGGCGUGAAGGGUCUUACCCUUUUCCACCUCAAGAGCCAUCUGCAGAAAUACAGGUUAGGUAAACAAUCUGGAAAAGAAAUGACAGAGCAGCCAAAGGAUGCUUCUUACCUUUUAGAGGCACCAAGCAGUAGCAUCUCAUCUCCAAGAGUGCCGACUCCUGAUGUGAAUGAGGGCCACGAAGUCAAAGAGGCACUGAGAGCACAGAUGGAAGUUCAACGACGGCUGCAUGAACAAGUUGAGGUUCAGAAGCAUGUCCAAAUUCGGAUGGACGCAUACCAGAAGUACAUAGACACCUUACUAGAAAAGGCUUGCAAAAUCGCCACUGAGCAAAUCGCAGCAUCUGGUUUCAACUCGGCUGCAUCUGACCUUACUGACAUGGUAACCAGAGUGAUGAUUCCGGCUGACCCUCUGAGCCCGUCUUCGUUCAACCAGUUGUCUAUGGGCGGGAUAAGCGUGCACAGCCCUGGUCACUCUGCCACUGACGGCCGUUAUUUUCAUCAGAAGUUCCCUGAACUUCGACGCAAUGCAUGCUAAAUAGUUUCGACACAUAUGUGUACUACUCUCUGAGGUGGAUAUCGACAAUUCGGAACCUUGUAACUGUUUCUCUGAAUCUGACUAAAUUUGGAGGGAUUUAGAGGGAAGGAUUCUGAAAAUUGUCUGUUUGUAACUUUCUUUGUGUGAAGUUCUUGACAUCUUGUCACAAAAA
Dioscorea cayenensis subsp. rotundata (Guinea yam) is the source of this 1211-nucleotide messenger RNA. RefSeq names its product protein PHR1-LIKE 2-like. Lineage: Eukaryota; Viridiplantae; Streptophyta; Magnoliopsida; Dioscoreales; Dioscoreaceae. The transcript is spliced from 6 exons. The record is from RefSeq and is a predicted model, not a curated record. Gene Ontology annotation, molecular function: DNA-binding transcription factor activity; DNA binding. The coding region runs from base 320 to 1039 and encodes 239 amino acids.